This is a messenger RNA of Alexandromys fortis (reed vole), 2709 nucleotides long. Its product is annotated as GTPase IMAP family member 6-like. The transcript has 3 exons. The coding region runs from base 160 to 1074 and encodes 304 amino acids. Gene Ontology annotation, molecular function: GTP binding. Lineage: Eukaryota; Metazoa; Chordata; Mammalia; Rodentia; Cricetidae. Gene Ontology annotation, cellular component: cytosol. The record is from RefSeq and is a predicted model, not a curated record.
CGACACUACCUUCCUUUAAAAUCCUUUUCUAGCCUGUCAGCGGAAGAGUCUGGCCUGUGUUUCUGAUCACUUCCUGUUUCUCCUCUCAGGGCAAGCUGCUCUGUGAAGGGCGGUUCUUGAGCUCUGAGCAUACUGAGUUGAGGAAACAUGGCUUGAAAGAUGGAUCGGCUUUACAGGGGAGCAGAGUCCAUUGGCUCCUAUACUGCGGAAACCUUUUUCUGGCCGUUCUGUUCCAUCUACAAAAGAUACUGCCUCUCGGCCCCACCAGAAGAGCCAGAAAUUUCAUGGGCUUGCAAUGCCACAGGAGACAGGAAACAGAGCCAUUCUUGCCUGUCAGCCGGCCCCGGUGUGGAAGAAGAAGAAUGUGAACUCGGUCCCCAGAAGGACCCCACAAGGCAGUCGCCCCUGGACUCCGAUCAAGGGCAGACAAAAGGUCUGAAGGAGAAAGAGCUCACCCCAAAGAAACUGCAGCUCCUUCUGGUGGGGAAAACAGGAAGUGGGAAAAGUGCAACAGGAAACAGCAUACUUGGCAGGCAAGAAUUUGAGUCCAAAAUCAGCACUAGACCAGUGACCUUGACCUUCCAGAAAGGGAGUAGAGAGUGGGAUGGAAAGGAGGUUGAGGUGAUCGACACCCCGGACAUUUUGUCACCUCAGUAUCAGCCUGAAGUGGCAGCUGAGAAGAUCUGUGAAGUCUUGGCCUCUCCAGGGCCCCAUGUGGUGCUCCUGGUGAUACAGGUAGGCCGGUACACAGCAGAAGACCAGCAAGCUGCCAGGCGCCUCCAGGAGAUCUUUGGAGAAGGGAUCCUGGCUUACACCAUUCUGGUGUUCACUCGGAAGGAAGACCUGGCUGGGGGCUCCUUGGAGGAAUAUGUUCAAGAGAACAACAAUAAGAGCCUGGAUGAUCUGCAUGUUGCGUGUGAGAGGCGACACUGUGGCUUCAACAACAGGGCACAAGGGGAUGAGCGGAAGGCCCAACUGAAGGACCUUAAGGAGAAAAUCGACUUGGUCUUGUGGGAAAACGAGGGCCACUGUUACACCACAAAACUUCCAAAUGUUCCCAGCAAAGCAGUUUAACUACAGAGCAAGGCUCUGAGGAGGAAUCCCUCAAGGAGUCCUGGCUGAAAGGUUGUGCCAGAUCACGAUGGCUUUUGAAAAGACCUGUAGGUACCUGAUAGGGAGGGCAUCCUGACGAGUGCAGGACGACCAACGCAGGAGUGUCUUAGUUAGUGUUCUCUUGCUGUGAAGAGACACCAUGACCAUGGCAACUCCUAUGAAAGAAAGCGUUUAUUGGGACUGGCUUACGGUUUCAGAGGCUUGGUCCAUUAUCGUCAUGGCUGGGAGCAUGGCAGGAAGCAGACAUAGAGCUGGAGAAGUAGCUGGGAGUUUACAUCCAGAUCCACAGACAGCAGUUUGAGGGAGACUCUGGGUUUGGAAUGGGCUUUUUGAAACCUCAAAACCCACUCCCAGUGACAGACUUCCUCCAACGAGGCCACACCUCCUAAGCCUUUCAAACAGUGCCACUCCUGGUGACCAAGCACUCAAAUCUAUGAGCCUAUGGUGGUCAUUCUAAUUCAAACACCACAAGGACAUUCCAUCAGCAGCUGUACCCUGUGUCCAGCCCUUGUUGUCUGCUCCCUCUGUCUCCAAAGAGAACUUUCCAGUCCUUAGGUCAGACAGUCAGGUGUGGCAAUGGGCUGAGGCCUCAGUUCAGGGGACCCAGCUACAUUCUGUGUCCAGCUAUGUCGUUUUUCUGAACACAUGGGUCCUCCUUACACUUAGCCCAUAGCACAGCGCCCUGACAGGGGACUUUCUGUCCCACUGAUAUCACAUUUUUAUGUUCUGUGUCCAAUCUCUGAUACAAACAUAGCCAUUGUCUGACUCUUUCUUUCAUGUAAGUUGCGCAGCUGCCUAGCCAAGGUCAUCAGGGUUGAAUCAACCCAGGGACAGCCAUGGACCAGAUGGUUAUAUAUUUCUUAAGUUUCAUCCUUGUCCAUAAAGAGGGACAGACAUUAUGAUUACAAGAGGCCUGCCCUGUGUAAUGGGUAGAAAAUGACAACAAGACAGACUAGAGAGGCCCAGACCAUCAGGGUUUUCUUCCACGAUGUGACGUGUGUUCAUAGGCUGUGCUCUAUAACCGUGUUCUAAGCACGGAUGUAAGGUGUUUUCAUAGGCUGUGCUCUAUAACCGUGUUCUAAACACUGAUGUAAGGUGUUUUCAUUGGCUGUGCUCUAUAACCGUGUUCUAAACACUGAUGUAAGGUGUUUUCAUUGGCUGUGCUCUAUAACUAUGUUCUAAGCACUGAUGUACUUCCAAGCUUUUGAGAGACUUUGCUGCAAUGGCCACAUGUGCACAGUGACUAACUUUGAACCAUUUAUGUCCUUCCUGGGAUGAGGGGCAUCUAGUGCCUCUUCCGUCUUUUGCGAGCUAAGAACGGUUGGAACAAAUGUAUGCAAGCAGAUCACCAUGCAAGUGCAAACCUUGCAACAGGACACGGCAGAGACUCCAAGGAGUCAGAAAUCUGAGGGCGCCAACCCAGAAACCUUGCCUGUGUGCUGUCUCCCUGGGCUUCACCAUAGACUCCCAAUAAAGUCGUGUUCCGUGGGUACCGCUCGCCUCUUUGUGAUUUUUGUCUGACUUGGGAAAAGAAACUUGAACUGAUUGGUAAGCACAGUGGCUCUGAUAUGCAUGGCAAGAUAUAUCCUGGGCUAU